Neopsephotus bourkii (Bourke's parrot) is the source of this 937-nucleotide messenger RNA. It is a transcript of the gene THPO, whose product is annotated as thrombopoietin. Gene Ontology annotation, biological process: positive regulation of hematopoietic stem cell proliferation; cell population proliferation; thrombopoietin-mediated signaling pathway. The record is from RefSeq and is a predicted model, not a curated record. Gene Ontology annotation, molecular function: cytokine activity; hormone activity. Gene Ontology annotation, cellular component: extracellular region. The transcript is spliced from 5 exons. Lineage: Eukaryota; Metazoa; Chordata; Aves; Psittaciformes; Psittacidae. The coding region runs from base 117 to 716 and encodes 199 amino acids.
UCCCGGCCCCCGGUCUUCCAUUCCCACUGGGCAGCUCGCGGGGAGCCCGCGCCACCACCGCCCUCCAUGGAAGGGGGACGGGAGGCAGGGAGCAGCCGCUGGCCCCAGGGUGGAAGAUGCAGGGCCGAAGCCCCCAGCUGAGCAUGGAGCUGAACAGGCUGCUCCUCCUCACAUCCUUUCUCCUGCACAUGGAAGAGGGCCAUGCCAGCUCAACACGGCUGGUCUGCGACAACAGACUCAUACAGAAGUACAUUGGGGAGGCCAAGGACAUGGAGAAGAGAGUGGGAGAGUGCCAGGUGCUGCCUGCACUCAGCUGUCCUGCAGUGCUGCCCUUGGUGGACUUCAGCCUCCAGCAGUGGAAAUCCAAAUCGAACGAGACCAAGCGGCGGGAGAUCCUGUGUGACAUGGCACUGCUGGUGGGCGCUGUGGUGGGUGCCCAGGGCCAGGUGACCGAGCCGUGCGGGGCCAGGCAGCUGAGCCAGCUUUACCAACACGCCAACUCCUUCCUCCUGCUCCUGCAGACCUUCAGCUGGGAGGCAGGCCCCUGGGAGCCAGGCUGCUCCCCACGCUCCAUGGAGCAGACCCACAUCACUGGCAUCUUCCUCACUUACCGGCAGCUGGUGCAGGGCAAGCUGCGCUUCUUCUUCCACGACCUGGCAAAGGACUUGUGCAAGCAAGGCCAGGCAGCUGGCACAGACCCUCGGUGCAGGGCCUGAUGAGGCUGUGCAUAGGGCUCACAGCCAGAUGCCUAGCUGUGCUCUGGGUACCCAGGAAGGUGCCCACAGGGAAAGGGUUGGCUGCUGUUUAAGCCUGCUGUGCCCACGCAGCCCACGGAGACAGACAGCAGCAACACCCACGCACUGGGCACAUGCUCUGCUCCCACCCAGGCAGGCACCUCUACUGUGAAUGCUUUACAAUUAAAGAGCUAUUUUUAUAA